AAAGAGGAGGGGGCGGGGGGUAGGGGGAGCCAAUCCCGGCAGCGCCAAAGGGGGGAGGCGGCGGUGACAGCCGCGGGGAGGGGGCGGGAGGAGAGAGGCGGCUUGGCUCUGGCUCGGUGCUUAGCUCCGCUCUGCCUCCGGCUCUGCGCUCACCUACUGCCCAAGCCUCCAGCUCCUGCCCCAGGACCCCCAGCGGGACCCCAGUCCAUCCCAGACUCAGCCCCAGCUCAGACAGCGUGCAACGCCGCCAGGGGGCGCCGUGUGAGCGCCCUAUCUUGGCCACCCGGCGCCCCCUCCCACGGCCCAGGCGGGACGGGACGGGGGCGCCGGGGGCCAUGCGGGGCCAGGGCCGCAAGGAGAGUUUGUCCGAUUCCCGAGACCUGGACGGAUCCUAUGACCAGCUCACAGACAGCGUGGAGGAUGAGUUUGAACUGUCCACGGUGUGUCACCGGCCAGAGGGUCUGGAGCAGCUGCAGGAGCAAACCAAGUUCACACGCAAGGAAUUGCAAGUCCUGUACCGGGGCUUCAAGAAUGAAUGUCCCAGUGGAAUUGUCAAUGAGGAGAACUUCAAGCAGAUUUACUCUCAGUUCUUUCCUCAAGGAGACUCCAGCACAUAUGCUACUUUUCUCUUCAAUGCCUUUGACACCAACCAUGAUGGCUCCGUCAGUUUUGAGGAAAUGCUUGAUAUCAUGAAAUCCAUCUAUGACAUGAUGGGCAAGUAUACUUAUCCUGCACUUCGAGAGGAGGCCCCAAGGGAGCACGUGGAGAGCUUCUUCCAGAAGAUGGACAGGAACAAGGAUGGCGUGGUGACCAUUGAGGAAUUCAUUGAGUCUUGCCAAAAGGUACAGACCCCUGCCCUCCACAUUUCCAUGAUCUGGACUCAGGGUCCAAUUCAGUGAUGUAGGAGAAAGCUCCUUUGGGCAGAGUAUCGUCUCCCUAACUUGCCCACACUCCCAAGUCCUGUUCCGUCACAACUCGGGGAGGCCUGUCCCUUCCCUACUUCAGAUCUCUCUGGGUGUCUCCUUCCUUGCCGCCUCUCUCUCUCUCUGAAUGUCCCCAUUUCAAGUGACUGUCCCUCUCUGUGUCCCUGAUAAGCUCUUUUUUAUUUCUCUCUCUCUCUCCAAUCUGCCUCUCCCCCACCAUGGCUACAGGACGAGAACAUCAUGAGGUCCAUGCAGCUCUUUGACAAUGUCAUCUAGCUCCCCAGGAAAGGGGGUCAGUUGCCCUGGGGGGACUAUACUCUAGCCCUAGUCCAGGUGGAACUCACCCUUCUCUUCCCAGGUCUGUCCUCAUCCUAGCUGGGCCCUGGGGGCUGUAGGAAUCUAAGAGUCUGGGGAUUCAGUGGUCCAGAUUGCUGGAGCUAAAGGGGCCAGGGCAUGGGCAGAGUGUAUCUGUGGGGUGUUCCCAACUCCCAACAGCUCCCACCCCCUUCCUGCCUGACACUCAGUGCUGAGGGUACCCCCGUUAUAGGAAAUAAACGGUUCUCCACUUUCCAUCCCCACUCUAGAAACUACAACACUAGACAAAAUGUCUCCUGGUAUGGUGCUUUCCCUAUCCCUGAUCUCAUAUGCAUUUCCUCUAAGAUUUCCUUCUCAGAGAGUCUGUUCUGUCUAUGGCACUGACUGGCCUUUCAGACCAGGGCCUUUGAGAGCCUUAUAGGAGGGGGGACAGGAAUGGAGAGGGAGAAAUCUUAGGCCUGAGCCAGGUGGUUAGGUCAUAGGUGGCUGGGGUAGAGUGCAGAAAGGCCUGGAGAUUGUCAGUGACAGCUCAGGCAUGCCAGACCAUAGCUCUGAGCUCCAUAGGUCUACCACCCCCAGGCUAUCAGAAUUUGGGUUCCAGGCCCUUCAGAAGACUCUGUCUCCUUGGAAAUGCCCCAGAAAUUUCCAUACUCUCCUCAGUAUUCCAGGAGAGCCUGGGAUCCUGAUGUCUGGCUCAUGCCUGGAAUUCCUUCCUUCCUGUUUGUGUGGGUGGUGGCAGCAGCAGGGGAAUAUGGAUGGGAGAUGUGCCAGCUGAUACCUGCCAAAGUUUCAGCCUACCCUCUCUGAAGGGGGUUAAGUUUUCAUUUACCAUUUCUUCUAGACUUGGAGGCAUGGAGUGAGUCAGGGACCAUCCAGUGGAUGCCUUAGAAGAAAGGGGAAGGAGGGAGGCAGGCAUAGCAUCUGAACUCUGUGAGGGGGCAUUCACUAGAAUCUUUGAUCUACCCAGGCUCUAUUCCAACCCCCCACGUAGUCUCCUCAAUUCCGACUUAGGGUCUUCUUUUGCUCUAUUCAGUCUACCCAGAGAUGCCCCCGUACACAUCUAGAAGGCAGGGACCACUCUUGCCAUGCUGCCACCCUUUAAUAUACCUGCUCGUUCCAUUUAGCUCACCCUCCCAGUCAGUCAGGAUCUGAGGGGAAGGGCCCUGAGGGAGCCCCCUUUCCCAUCAGAACACUGUUGACUGCUUUGCAUUUUUGGCUCCUCUGUAUAUUUUGUAAAAUAAAAAAAUACACCAAUCCAAUAAAACACAAUGGCUAUGCA
Molecule: messenger RNA, 2517 nt
Organism: Odobenus rosmarus divergens (Pacific walrus)
Lineage: Eukaryota; Metazoa; Chordata; Mammalia; Carnivora; Odobenidae
Gene: KCNIP2
Product: Kv channel interacting protein 2
Exons: 6
Coding region: 336-899 (187 amino acids)
Biological process (GO): regulation of potassium ion transmembrane transport
Cellular component (GO): voltage-gated potassium channel complex
Molecular function (GO): potassium channel regulator activity; calcium ion binding
Source: RefSeq, a predicted model, not a curated record